CAUUUAACGAUCGCAACGCGAGCACCAACUGUCUUUGUUUAAUGUCAGUGAACGACAAGGAUAAAAUGAUACAGUGAGCGUUGCUGGCGUUAAGUGGAACGUCCACGAUAUGAGAUAUAUAUAUAUAUAUAUAUAUAUAUAUAUAUAUAUAUAUAUAUGAAAUCACAAGAAUGCCAGUGUGUAUUAAUCUAUAUUAGUAGAUAUACAUAUAGAAUCUGUAAUAAUUGGUGAAUGCCCUCUUGAUUUGCUAAUUAAUACUCCCCAUUACAAGCGAAUUCUUUGCUCGUUUAAAAAAGGCUUCAUAUUUUUAUAUAUGUUAUGAUUGGACUUUAAAAAGAACUUGAAAGAACUGUCCUUUGUUUGUCGCCUCUUGGCGUAUAUUUUGUAUGAAAAUGAAAGAUUGUUGAAGAUGUAUACAUUUUCGAUAAGAGAAGUUUGACAUAGUUUGAUAGACGAUUCAAAGAACGAAAGGAUUGACAUUCUUUGAAGAUAAUAUUUUAAGAUCUUCAUAACAUCUCAAAAAUGGAUGAGGAACAAACAGAUAAUACAAUCUCUAAAGUGGAGUGUUUCAACAAUACAUCUUUACCUGUAGUAACAGCUGAUUUAGCAAAACUUAGCAUAGAUAUUAAUUCUUCGCCUACAGAAUCUACCAAGAGGAUUCUUAGGAAAAGAAUACCCAAAUCUGCUGCUUCUACAGAUGUUCUUAAUAGAAGAUGUAGCAUCAAACCAAAAAAGAGGAAGGUUUCAGAGAUGAAUAUGGAGGAAGAAAACAUAAAGGAAUAUUACUUGGAUAAGAAGAUAAAUAAGAAAAUUAAUCUUGAAACAAUAUAUGAAGAGAGCGACAAUGCAGACGAUGAUAUUGGUAUGCACAUGAGUGCAAAGAGAUUUAAAAGAAUGUUACUGUUUUCUCAAACAGCUUCCAAAGUAAAGAAGAGACGUGCAAAAAUAAAGAAAGUUUUUGGAUCUAAAGAUAUUUCUAAGCAUGUGAGGGAUAAUGUAUUAAAAAAUUAUGCAAAUAAAAUAAAACUUCUUGAAAGAGGACCGAUCAUGAUUGAUCAAAAAUUCUUGGAAAAGAUUAACAAGAUUGGACAAAGUUCUUCUUGUGUUAAAAACUAAUAAUUCAAUCUCUUUAGUUUCUGCAAGUAUGUUAUUCUAUUUCAGGAUUUUGUUAUCUCCUAUACUUGCAUAAAUCUGCAAAAGAGAUUAUGCAUAAAACGGGAAGAAAUAUUGGUGUUAUUAUAAUAAUAUUUACUUUUGCCAUCUUUAUUGAAACUAUUAUAUGAUAUGAAAUUUUUUGACUCAAUAUUUGUGCAUUAUAUAGAUAUGUUUCAAUAUAUAAAUCACAAGGACCAUAAAUGUGUGAUAAUCAUAUUUAAAUUUGCAUAUUUGCGAUUUAUCUCACUUAUGAUAUUAAUAUAAUGUAAUGAGAGAGAGAGAGAGAGAGAGAGAGAGAGAGAAAUAUAUUCAUAAUGUGAGGAUUAAUAA
Messenger RNA from Cataglyphis hispanica, 1485 nucleotides. RefSeq lists its product as uncharacterized. The transcript is spliced from 3 exons. The record is from RefSeq and is a predicted model, not a curated record. Bases 523 to 1116 code for a protein of 197 amino acids. Lineage: Eukaryota; Metazoa; Arthropoda; Insecta; Hymenoptera; Formicidae.